Molecule: messenger RNA, 4588 nt
Organism: Erpetoichthys calabaricus (reedfish)
Lineage: Eukaryota; Metazoa; Chordata; Cladistia; Polypteriformes; Polypteridae
Product: solute carrier family 25 member 36
Exons: 7
Coding region: 312-1253 (313 amino acids)
Biological process (GO): pyrimidine nucleotide import into mitochondrion
Cellular component (GO): mitochondrion
Molecular function (GO): pyrimidine nucleotide transmembrane transporter activity
Source: RefSeq, a predicted model, not a curated record
CAUGUGAUUCAACACUAAACACAUACUGACUCGGCAGCAUUUACGGCAGUCAGUGAGAGACAAACCGAAAUAACGAGGGAAGUGUGGGAGGGAGUUUGCGUUUUAUUUUCAAUCGUGGUUCUGGGGAGGUUGGUAGGCAGAAGCCUCCAUAAACAUUUUACAUUUAUUUUUUUCUUCUUUAAAGCGUCGCAAAGGAGACCUUCGGCCUUAGUACAUUUUAAGCUACUGUGCAAUCUGUUUAGUCAUUUUGCUCUCAAGCAUCGCAACCUUUAACUUCUCAAGUCUGCAGGGGUGGAUAAGAAUGAGAGAGAAUGAGCCAGCGCGAUACUCUUGUGCAUCUGUUUGCUGGAGGAUGUGGGGGCACUGUUGGUGCAAUCAUCACAUGUCCAUUGGAAGUUGUAAAAACAAGACUGCAGUCUUCAUCUGUCACUCUUUACAUUUCGGAGGUUCAGCUUAGCACAGUAAAUGGACCAAGUGUUAACAGAGUGGCUAGGGUGUCUCCUGGACCACUUCACUGCCUAAAGCGAAUACUGGAAAAAGAAGGUCCUCGCUCACUUUUCAGAGGAUUGGGACCUAAUCUCAUUGGUGUGGCUCCUUCAAGAGCUAUAUAUUUUGCUGCUUACUCCAGUUCAAAAGAAAAAUUGAAUGCUAUUUUUGAGCCCGAUUCUACCCAGGUGCAUAUGGUAUCUGCUGGACUUGCAGGCUUUACUGCCAUUACAGCAACCAAUCCAAUCUGGUUAAUUAAGACUCGGUUACAGCUGGAUGCAAGAAGCCGAGGAGAGACUAGAAUGAGUGCCUUUGAAUGUAUCAGAAGAGUUUAUCAGUCAGAUGGAAUCAGAGGUUUCUACAGGGGCAUGUCUGCAUCCUAUGCUGGCAUUUCAGAGACUGUUGUCCAUUUUGUUAUAUAUGAAAGUAUUAAACGAAAACUACUAGAGUCUAAAACUGCGACUAACAUGGACAGUGAAGAUGAAUCUGUAAAAGAUGCUUCAGAUUUUGUUGGACUGAUGCUAGCUGCAGCCACUUCAAAGACCUGUGCCACAUCCAUAGCCUACCCACAUGAAGUUAUACGGACCAGGUUAAGGGAAGAGGGUACGAAGUACCGAUCAUUCUUCCAGACGCUAUCAAUGGUAAUUAAAGAGGAAGGUUAUCGAGCCCUUUACCGUGGUCUAACGACACAUUUGGUUAGACAGAUUCCAAAUACAGCUAUUAUGAUGUCUACAUAUGAGCUUGUAGUCUAUCUUCUGGAUGGAUAACAGCCAGUGUAGUGAUUGUGCACAAAGAGACCAAAGGAUGGAGUGGACCAGGAGAUUCCAAAUCUCAUUUGGCACCGGAAAGUAAACUGCAAGAAAUAUUAGUCAGCUGACGAAGAAUGAAGUUGACUGUCAAAGUGAAUGUCCAGCUUUCUGGUAGAGAAAAGCUUUUUCAAAGAAAAUGUUUAUAAUGGAGAAUGCUUUGAAACAAGGUUAUCCUUAAUAGCAAUCAUGUUUUCUAUUGAUAAAUUAAAGAAAGGUGCACUUCCUCUGUUCUAAUUCUUCAGUUUAUGUAAUUUAUUUGGGAUAAAAAAAAAUCAGAAACCUGUCUCCUGGCUUAGAAAAUGUUUGAUUUUUCAGAAGUAAAACUUUUUUUUUUUUUUUUUGUUUUAACCCUUGACAAAGUAAAGUAUAUCUGAUCAGGAGUUAAUGCUUUUAUGUCAAAUUUUACCCCAAUGUUAAAUAUGUUGAACAGACUGCGCAAUGUGUUUUUACAAUCAACACUGUUUUAUUCAUUCAUAGCACUGUGAAGCUUUAUUUACGUAACAAAUGCAUGCUAAUAUAAUAAUUGAAGUGUCUUUUCUGCAAAUGAAUGCAAGAACUUGUUCCUGGAAGAUGUCACUUUAGCUUGUACUAUUCUAUUGUUACUGAAUUAAAAAAAAAUUCAGGAGUUUUUAAGUGUUCUAUAAAUUAAGGCAAAGAAUUACUGAAUUUCAUGUAUAAUAGAAACAUGGUUUAAAAGUGGUUUCAAGCCAACCUUUAUGGUUUAAGGAGAAGUUUCGAUUUUAUUUCCUCUUUUUGGUCCCCAGUCACCAAACACCACCACCCCCGCCGCCAAUCCCAAAGGGAAAAAAAAAACCAUUUCCUAGCCAUAAUAACUUUGAAGCAUCCUUCCACCUAGUUGAUAUGUUACUCCUAACAUCUUUGUGCUUUUUUUUUUUUUUUUUUUUUUAGUGGGGGAUGUCUUAAUUUCAGUUGCUCAGUGAGUAAUUUCUAAUAUUUAUGAAGCACAUGAGUUAGUCUGUGGGAUUUAAGGAUCUAAGGCACUGUUUACUUACGUAUUUGACAAAGUUUAUUAUGUGUUAUUACACUUGAAUUUAAAUGCCAUUGCACAGUUCUUUUAAAUUAGUCUCAGACAGUAUGAAGUGUGCUUUCUGCUUAUCAGUGCUGUUGGACAUAGUUUUCAUAUAUAUAGACAAUUGCAAAUGUCAUUUGUGAACUUGUUUUCUUUAACAACAUAAUUCAGCACAAAAGAUAUGCAUACUGCUGGCUGCAAUAAGACUUUAUGAAUUAGAUUACAGUAUAUAUAUAACACAUUGGGGGAGGUUUGCAUAACUUGUGUGUGGAAAGCAAAUAUUUUUUAUUAAUUUAUAGUUUUUUGUAGAUUGUGUGUAAAGUUGAACUUGUUCAUGUCAUGUAAUAGUCAAACAUCAACCUGAAACCUGGGUGAUGGGUCCUAGACACUGUUUUAAGAUAUCCAGUAUACUUAAUCCCUGCAAAUUCAGUAUUUUGAUGUUUGUUUUUUUUUAAUACUACUUUUUUAUUUUUUCACCCAUUCCAAUUGUGUCCUCAUUAUAAAGCUGAUUAAUCAGAAAAUGUUACCAAAAUGAUAGUGGACGUAAAUAUUCAACUGAUUAUGUAGCUAGAAUGGUUUACUGUAUUUCCCAGUUUUAAGUUCUGGAUGUUGCAUAUCUACGUUUUAUGUGUAAAAUGAUGGAUAUUGAAAAUACAGUACUGGAAUUUUUCAUUUUAAAGGAAUGUUAAGUGUUGACAAUAGAAACAAUCUGUCUUCCAUGUGCCCCUUAUCCUAAAAUGCAGUACAUACAGCUUACUAAUGUCUGUCUAUGUAGGCUACUAAAGAGUCCUAUUACUUGAAUGUAAAUUGUGCAAAAACACUUGUGAAGUACAUGAAGGUAAAGUUCAACCGCCAUGUUGCAUGACUAGUACAUUGUACAAUUUUGAAUUUUCUGAAUUUAAAUUAGGUCACCCAGCACCCAGGCUAUAGCAGCAGAAUAUGUUUUCCAGUGAAAGGAGAGUUGUUUUCUGACCUUGUAUAAAUUUUUUUUUUUUUUUUUUUGUAGUGGCUCUUUUAGUAAGACUCCUUAAUGCACUUUGUGGCCUUUUAUAUACUGUGUAUAUUUGUGUGUUUUCUGGGUUUUAUGUCAAGCAAACAAUGUUUAGAAUAUUGUCCAAUUUAUGGUGUACAACUUCUGCAUAAUGUUACAGAUGUGUCCUUUUGUAUUAUGCAGUGGUAUAUUAAAAGAACUUUUAUGAUAGCACUUCAUAUCUUUUAAUACUGCUUCAGUGUCUUGUAAACCCCCAGUUACUGUUGGUACUGAAUUGAAAUUCCAUGUUGUCUUCAGCAGACUUUGUGCUAUCACUUUGAUUCCCCGAUCCCCUUUUUUGUUUUUGUUUUCAGCUUGUAUCCCAAAUUAAACCGUCAGUUCUAGUCUAUUUUUGUUGUCAGUGUUAAUCAUAGAACAAUUUUACAAGUUAUUUUAGUUGUAUGUAUAUGUAAAGCCUAUUAUAAUUGGUUGAAUUUUUGGAUAGUUCUUAAAAUGCAUUAAAAUCCAGAUAUGGCUUGCAAAAAUAUUUGCGAACCUUUUUAACAUUUUUCAAAUUUAUUAUUCAGACUUGGUUCUUUAAAGCCACACGUGUCUUGGGGGAUAUCCAUUCAUGUAUGAUGAAUGGUCAAUGUUUUAACUUGCCAGUCCGUAAAUAACUACUUAAUUGAUGAUGAUAGAAGAUACAGUGCUAUCACUUGGUACAGCAAGAUCCCUUUAAGAUUAAAUCCAGGACCACUGUACCAACCUCUUUGAAUUCACUUAAUGUCUUUUUUUUUUUAUAUAUAUAAUUUGAGAGUGUAUGUAUAGGACACAAGCUUGUUUGCAUUUAUAUAUAAAUAUAAAUAUAUAUAUAUCUGUGUGUUGUCAAGUCAAAUUGUGAAAAAUUGUUUAAUAAAACUGCUUUAAACAGUAUUGAAAAGGCAAUCAUUAUAAUUUGAAUUUUCUUAGAAGUUUGUACUUUUGCAGCAUUAUUACUUGAAAGUUGUAUAUGAUUUUUAUUCAACCAAAACACCCCAACAGCCCAUAACCACCCUCCGCCCACCCCCCAACACCCCAUUAACACUAAGCAGUUGUUAUGGUUACUUGUCACCUUGUUUACUGGCCAGCAGGUGGUGCCACAGUACUACUUAAGAGUUGAAUUUUUGGAAUGCUAGAUGACAAGUGACUACAAUUAUCUGUGGUUUUGUUAAAUCUUCAAAGGAUAUGUAUGGCCUCUUUAGUGUUCCACUAUGCAUUAGCAUUGUUUCUUAUAAAUAAAUAAGUGUUUGGGUA